AUGGGCUCGAUCAACUACGACUCUUCCGACGUGCUCGAUUUCCUCAUCGUCGGUGCCGGUAUCUCGGGCAUCAACGCCGCCUACCGCAUCAAGGAUGAGCUGCCAGACAAGAAGUAUGCCAUCCUCGAGGGCAGAGAGAACCUAGGCGGCACCUGGGACCUCUUCAAGUACCCCGGCAUCCGCUCCGACUCGGACCUCCACACCUUCGGCUACGCCUUCAAGGAGUGGACGGGUGCCGACAUCGCCGAGGGCAAGGAGAUCGUCGCCUACCUCAACAGGGUCGCCGACGAGAACGGCAUCACCCAAAACAUCCACUUCAAGACCACCGUCACCAACGCUGACUGGUCCACCGAGCAGCGAUGCUGGUUCGUCACCGCCGACCAGAACGGCGAGCAGAAGCAGUUCCGCUCGCGCUUCCUCUACACCUGCACCGGCUACUACGACUACCACGCCGCCCUCGAGGCCGACAUCCCCGGCAUCAAGAAUUUCAAGGGCAAGGUCGUACACCCGCAGUUCUGGAACGUCACCGAGGACGACUACCGCGGCAAGCGCGUCGCCGUCAUCGGCUCGGGCGCCACCGCCAUCACCCUCAUCCCUUCCAUGGCCGACGUCGCCAAGGACGUCACGCUCGUCCAGCGCUCGCCCACCUACAUUGUCUCGCUCGACAAGUACGACCCCAUUGCCAAGGUCAUGCGUGCCGUCAUGCCGCGCAGGAUGGCCGCCUUCCUCAUCCGUCAGAAGAACAUUUUGCGCAUCUACGCCUCCUACCACAUCUUCCGCACCUUCCCCGGCGUCGCCAAGCGCAUCCUCCGCACCAUGGCCAAGGCACAGCUGCCCAAGGACAUCCCGCUCGACCCUCACUUUAAGCCGAGCUACAACCCGUGGGACCAGCGUCUGUGCAUCUGCCCGGACGGCGACUUUUACACGACGCUCCGCGAGGGCAAGGCGCACAUUGCCACUGGCCACAUUGACCAGGUCACCAGCAACGAGAUCAUCCUCAAGAACGGCGAGCGCAUCCCUUGCGACCUCAUCGUCACCGCCACCGGUCUCAAGCUCCACAUUGGCGGUCACAUCCAGACCUCGGUGGACAAGAAGCCCGUCAAGGCCAACGAGCUGUUUGUCUGGAAGGGCUGCAUGAUGGAGAGCCUGCCCAACUACGCCAUCUCGAUCGGCUACACCAAUGCAUCCUGGACGCUCGGCUCGGACUGCACCGCACAGUACGUCGUCCGACUCGUCAAGCACAUGGACAAGUACCACAAGUCCAUGGCCGUCCCCAAGCCCUCGAACCGCGAACAGCUUGAGGAAGGCCCCCUGCUCAACCUCACCUCGACGUACGUCAAGAAGGCCGAGAACGAGCUCCCCAAGGCCGCCACCACGGGACCUUGGAGGAUGAGGACCAACUACUGGUACGACCUCGUCCAGGCAAAGUACGGCGGCUACGACGACAUUGUCUUCCAGUAA
Moesziomyces antarcticus is the source of this 1461-nucleotide messenger RNA. Its product is annotated as flavin-containing monooxygenase-like protein. The coding region runs from base 1 to 1461 and encodes 486 amino acids. Lineage: Eukaryota; Fungi; Basidiomycota; Ustilaginomycetes; Ustilaginales; Ustilaginaceae. The record is from RefSeq and is a predicted model, not a curated record. Gene Ontology annotation, molecular function: N,N-dimethylaniline monooxygenase activity; flavin adenine dinucleotide binding; NADP binding. The transcript has a single exon.